This is a messenger RNA of Labrus bergylta (ballan wrasse), 3875 nucleotides long. RefSeq names its product hephaestin-like 1b (gene hephl1b). Lineage: Eukaryota; Metazoa; Chordata; Actinopteri; Labriformes; Labridae. Gene Ontology annotation, molecular function: ferroxidase activity; copper ion binding. The record is from RefSeq and is a predicted model, not a curated record.
GGGGGAGGCGGUCACUGCGCCGCCGCUCUCUGUCUGAAUAGACUGACUGUUUCCCUCCACAGAGUUUCAUAAGUGCUGAAACUCCUGCGCGCGCUGUUAAUACACGCGCAUGUUUGCAUGGACGAGUCCACGGUGGUUUCCACUUGUUGCUCCUGAACCAAAGCCCCACUCUGUGUGAACACUCCGUGAGCAGAGGAGCGACCGUGUGAACAUGGCUUGGCAUUCGGGGCUGUUUGCGAGUUGUUUGUUGUUUCUUCUCUCCUCCGGCGCGGAGGGGAAGCGCAGCAGGGAGAGAGUUUACUAUGUGGGGAUCAUUGAGGACUCGUGGGAUUAUGCACCCAGUGGAAAAAACCUGCUCAACGGGAAAGACGUCGAAAAUGACGAGCAUGCAUCUGUAUUCCUGGAAAGAGGACCUCAGCGUGUUGGCAGUGUGUAUAAGAAAGCCAUGUUCCGACAAUAUACUGAUGCAACGUACAGUAGCCUGGCCCCCCGGCCGGCCUUUCUGGGCUUCCUGGGGCCUGUGCUGCGAGCCGAGGUCGAUGACAUCAUUGUGGUCCACCUGAAGAACUUUGCAAGCAGAAACUACUCUAUGCAUCCCCAUGGCGUUUUCUAUGAGAAGAAUGCAGAGGGGGCUCUCUAUCCAGAUGGGACAUCAAAGAUGUUGAAGAAGGACGACUCUGUUCCACCAGGAGGCAGUUACACCUACCGCUGGGAGGUCAGACCGGAAUUUGCCCCCACAGACGAUGAUGCCAAUUGCCUGACCUGGGUCUACCACUCUCAUGUAGACGCGCCCAUGGACAUCGCCUCGGGACUUAUCGGGGCUCUGCUUACCUGCAAAAAAGGGAUACUGAAGGAGACGAACAAUCCAGUCCUGGGUCAGACAAAGCCAGGUGCUGUUGUAGAUUCAGCCAGAAAUGAUGUAGACCAGGAUGUCUUCCUGAUGUUCAACGUGGUGGAUGAAAACCUGAGCUGGUAUCUGGAGGAUAACAUUCAGAAUUGCAGUGAUCCAAGUGGGGUGGACCAAGAGGACCCAGACUUUAAGGAGUCAAACCUGAUGCAUGCUAUAAAUGGCUACAUGUUUGGUAACCUGCCUGGAAUCGAGUUAUGUCAGCACCGUGCAGUGGCCUGGCAUUUGUUUGGCAUGGGGAACGAGGUGGAUAUUCACUCUGCUUUCUUCCAUGGGAACACUCUCCUGGACCGAGGCCAUCGCACGGACGUCCUCAGCCUGUUCCCCGCCACGUUUGCUACAGAGAUGGUCCCGAAAGCAGAAGGAAAGUGGCUGCUGACGUGCCAAGUUAAUGACCACCUGCAGGCUGGGAUGCAGGCCUUCUAUGUCGUGAAGCCCUGUGACAGUGAGGCCAGCUCCACAGAGAUGGGCGGUGGUGUUGUGAGGAAUUACUACCUGGCAGCAAAGAAAGUCUUGUGGAACUACGCUCCCUCAGGGAAAGAUCUGAUCAAUGACGUAUCGCUAACUGAGGCCGACAGUGCAUCCGAGAUCUUUUUUGGUGAAGAGGGUGGAAGGAUCGGAGGUGUUUACCAGAAAGUGAUAUACAAAGAGUACACAGAUGAUACUUUCACCACAAUGAAACCACAGGAUUUACACUUAGGAAUGUUAGGUCCCGUCCUGAGGGCAGAGGAAGGAGACACUCUCAGAGUGACAUUCAUGAAUUUAGCUGAUAGGAACUACAGCAUCCAGCCUCAUGGCCUGCACUAUGACAAACACUCCCAGGGGAGCAGCUACGAGGACGGUGUCAACAAGCCGGGCUCCCACGUGGCUCCGGGGCAGAACUUCACGUACACCUGGCAGGUGUUAGAAGGUCCGUCUUCAUCGGAUACUCCCUGCAUCCCCUACCUGUACUACUCCGCCACAGAUCCUGCCAAAGACACCAACUCAGGAUUAGUGGGGCCUCUGCUAGUGUGCAAGAAGGGAACGCUGGGGGAGAACGGGACCCAGAACGAUGUGGAUAAAGAGUUCUUCCUCCUUUUUUCUGUCAUGGAUGAAAACUCAAGCUGGUAUUUGGAGGAGAAUAUCAAGACUUUUGGCGGCAACCCAGACAACCCAGAUUUUGAGGAGAGCAAUUUGAUGCAUGCUGUAAACGGUCGGAUGUAUGGGAACCUUCCCGGACUGGAGAUGUGUGCCGGGGACAAAGUUCAGUGGUACACAUUCGGCCUGGGCACAGAGGCGGACAUCCAUGGUGUUUAUUUUGAAGGCAACACCUUUAAGAAGCAGAGCACAACACGAGACACUAUCAGCCUCUUCCCUCACACCACCGCUGCUGUCUCCAUGCAGCCAAACACUCCUGGUUUAUUUGAAGUAAGCUGCAGAGUAACAGACCACUUCUCAGCCGGGAUGAGGCAGCAGUACAGAGUGGACCAGUGUUCCCAACGCCACCUGAAGACCACAACAACUCGGCCGACUAAGAUUGUGCAGUAUUAUAUCAGCGCUGAAGAAAUCGAGUGGGACUACUCACCGGAGAGACACUGGGAGCUGGAGAAACACCACGCCACAUCAGAGGACAGUCCUGGCAGCAUAUUUGUGGUGAAAGGGGUAAACAGAAUUGGCUCGCGCUACAAGAAGGUGGUGUACAAAGAAUACACGGAUGACACCUUCAGAGUCCAGAAGAAACGGCAGCCUUGUCAACAACACCUUGGGAUUAUUGGUCCAAUAAUCAAAGCAGAGGUAGGAGAGCAGAUCUCGAUUACAUUCAGGAACAAAGCCAGCCGGCCGUACUCCAUAAGCGCACACGGAGUUCAAGCUAGUGGCACACACAUUCCUGUUGAACCGGGCUACGUGAUCGAGUUGACGUGGGAUAUUCCUAAGAGCUCUGGUCCAGGGGUCUCUGAUCCGAACUGCAUCUCAUAUGCCUACUACUCCACCGUUGAUUUCAUCAGGGAUCUGUACAGUGGUCUCCUGGGACCUCUGGUGGUCUGCAGGCCUGGGACUCUGCAGCACGGUGUGGGGUCCGACAGGCAGAGAGCAGACGUGGAGAAGGAGUUUGCUCUGCUCUUUAUGGUGCAUGAUGAAAACCAGUCCUGGUACUUGGAGGACAACAUCAGAACGUACCUCGGCGUAGACCCUGAGACCUUCAGGCCUGAUGAGGACUUUGAGGAGAGUAACCUGAUGCAUGGGAUCAAUGGGAAGCUGUACGGUAACCUGCAAGGACUGGUCAUGACUCAGGGCGAGAAGGUUGACUGGUAUCUGCUCGGCAUGGGCAACGAGGUGGACAUGCACACCGUUCACUUCCACGCUGAGACUUUUACCUACAAGACGGACCGCACGCACCGUGCAGACGUCUUCGACCUCUUCCCCGGGACUUUCCAGACCAUUGAGAUGGUGGCGGGGAACCCGGGGACGUGGUUGCUCCACUGUCAUGUGACCGACCACAUCCAUGCUGGCAUGGAGACCACUUUCACCAUCAAAGAAAAGUCAUCCAAUGCUGCAGCAGCUGGAACUGAAGGCUCCAGAAAGACUCUGCUGUUCUCGCUGGCUCUCGGUCUUUUGGCUGUAGGUGGACUUCACUUAUGAAGGGACUCCGACUCUGAUCUGUGCCUGUGUCACCACAGCAGUGGUCUUUAAUGCACUUCAAAAAUCCAGGGACAAAAUCACUGUUGCAUGGAAGUUAUUUAUGUAAAUAUCAAGCAAAGUCGAAGCUAGACAAAGUAUAUCAAAGAGAAGUACAGUCACAUGUAAAGUUCAGAGUUGCUUUAUUUUAUUAGGAAAAACAAGAAGCCUUUUAUAUUUGAGAUGUGUGUCUAUGUUGCCUCUUUGGCGUGUUGCACUGUGUUUCAUUUUGAUUUGCUGCUUUUGCAAUGCACAGCUUUACCAAAUAUUUCGUAACAUUAAUAAAUGUGCAAUAAAGACAUUUACUUAACUA